This is a messenger RNA of Strongylocentrotus purpuratus (purple sea urchin), 820 nucleotides long. RefSeq names its product golgin subfamily A member 6-like protein 6. NCBI's taxonomy places the organism in Eukaryota, Metazoa, Echinodermata, Echinoidea, Camarodonta, Strongylocentrotidae. The coding region runs from base 135 to 800 and encodes 221 amino acids. The record is from RefSeq and is a predicted model, not a curated record. The transcript is spliced from 4 exons.
AGUUUCCAAUCUAUAUCUACGGCUAAUAUAUGAAGACUAGCAAUAUGGUAGGGUAUUCUGCAAUUAAGCCCAAGUAUUUACACUGCUUUAGGAGUUUGGAGAGGUGGGAUUCUCGUGGAUUGUAAGUACAGGCCAUGCUGCAGAGGAAGAAACAGCUGAAGAUUGCAGAAGAGAAGAAGAUGAAGGGGGAGAAAGCUAAGGUCAUUGAGUACAAGGUCAACAUGUGGAUUGAGGAAAGAACAACUAAGGAGCAGGAAUCGAGAAAAGCCAACUGGAGGCUAGAGAAGACAAAGAAACAACUUGAAGCAGAAGAGAAGAGGGGAGUCCAGGAGAAAGCAAAGGCCAAGCUGCAGAGGGAGAAACAGCUGAAGGUGGAAAAAGCUAAGGUCAUUGAGGUCAAGGUCAACAUGUGGAUUGAGGAAAGAACAACUAAGGAGCAGGAAUCGAGAAAAGCCAACUGGAGGCUAGAGAAGACAAAGAAACAACUUGAAGCAGAAGAGAAGAGAGGAGUCCAGGAGAAAGCAAAGGCCAAGCUGCAGAGGGAGAAACAGCUGAAGAUUGCAGAAGAGGAGAAGAUGAAGGUGGAGAAAGCUAAGGUCAUUGAGGUCAAGGUCAACAUGUGGAUUGAGGAAAGAACAACUAAGGAGCAGGAAUCGAGAAAAGCCAACUGGAGGCUAGAGAAGACAAAGAAACAACUUGAAGCAGAAGAGAAGAGGGGAGUCCAGGAGAAAGCAAAGGUGAGUGUUAAAGGGGAAGUCCACCCUGAUAUUAAGUUGCUUUUAAUAAAAGCAGGAAAAUGAGAGAAACAGGUCAGUGAAAG